CCACAUGGGCAGUUGGAGGCAGCAGGGAGAGGAGGAGGUGUGUAGUGUCUAAGGGAGAGUGUGUCUGUGUGCCUGAGAGAGGGAGAGAGAGAGAGAGAGAGACAGACGCACUGAGAGAAGAAAGGAUAGACAGAGCACAGAGUGGAGGAGGUGAAAGAGUGAAGGAACACGGGACGUGUCCGCAAGACAGGUCAGGUAGUGAGUAAUAGAGAGAAAGUGACAGAGGGAUAUACCUGAUCUGGAGAACGACAGGGAGGAAAGAGGGAUAGAGAGAACUAGAGUGAAAGACAGAGAGGGUUGCGUGUCCUUGUCGUUUACCUUGAGGGCCUUGUGGAAUCCUUUAUUCCUGUUUCAAGACGUGUUGGUGUGUGUGAGGGGUCGUCAUGGCAUCGAAGGUGGUGAUGUACCGCAGUGCGGAGGAGCAGACACAUGCGAUGGCCCAGAGCAUGCAGCUCUCAUCGCAGAUAAAGAAGAGGACCUUUACAUCCGGUGAUGAGGAGGCGUCCUAUAGUGAAUACUAUCCCAUCAUCCCAGGUGAUGUGAUGUCAGUCAAGGAGCUGCUUGCACCCAAGUUCCCCCGCCACCGCACCUGGGAGGUCCUGAAGGAGACUAUGGAGAACGACGAGGUCCACGAGAGAGACCAGUGGACGAUGUUCGGCAACGAGGCGGAGAGUAUCGAGAUCGAUGUGCUGCGAAACCAGCAGAUGGCGCGAACCCGAUUGGACCGCAUGGCCCUGCGGCAGGAGCUAAAGAAGAAGCAGAGUGCUCAUAUGAAGUAUCUGGAGGACUUGAGUGCCAAGGGUCCCGACUUCCCCAUCCCCCUGAGGCCCCACACCGUGUGGGAGGGCAUGGCUGUCAAGCUCUCCUGCACCGUGCAGGGCUGCCCCGAACCAACACUCACCUGGUAUAAAGAUGGCAUCCCUCUUAGCAAGACCAGCCAGCCAUGGAGAUACAACCUGGUGAAGACAUUUGGCAUCAGCUCUCUGCACAUUAGGAGGUGUUGUGCGGAGGAUGCAGGGGAGUAUAAAGUUGUAGCAAAGAGUUCUCUUGGAGAAGCUACCACCUUCGCUACUCUCCACAUCAACCGCUACGAGGGGCCUGAGGCAGGACUGGAAGUCACACGCACCAUAACUCCGGUUUUGCCACAGGAGGCCCAGUUUGGCUCGACCUUCAACCCGACCUUCAUGAAGGAGGGCGAGACCCUCACACUGCGAUGCACCUUCACCGACCCUCUGCUACCUACACAGGAUGUUACCUGGUUCAGAGACGGUGUCCAGUUGAGGUCUUCCAGUCGUCUGGAGAUGCAGACCAAGCUGACCUCUGCCUCUCUGAGUCUGAAGGGGGUCCAUAAGGAGCACGAGGGGGUCUACAAGGUGCGGCUGAGGACCUGGGAGGGAUUCACUGAACACAGCGCAUACGUCUAUGUCAAAGAUGCUGUGGCCGUGGUGGUGGGGGGUCCUGGCUCCCCCCUCCACCUGGAGGUGUCUGAUGUCAACAGGGACUAUGCCUUCCUCCGCUGGCAGCCCCCCAGCGCUGACGGAGCUUUCUCAGUGCAGGGAUACAUCAUAGAGAGGUGCAACAUUGGCACUGGCAAGUGGGAGCGCUGUAACGAGACGCCACAGAAACCCUGCUACUACCCGGUAACCGGCCUUAGCGACUCCACCCUCUACCAGUUUCGCGUCAGUGCCGUCAACAAGGCGGGGGUGGGGAGGCCAUCCAAGCCCACCGAACCCAUACUCACCUCCGACCCCAACGAACCCAGCAGGACCAUGGUGGUGAAGGUGGACAGAGGGAGAGAGAUCAUCAUCACCAAGGAUGAACUGGAGAGUCAGGUCCGCGUGCCGUUCCCGCCGACGGGUGUGUGCGUGUGUGAGCAGAGCGACACGUACGCCGUGCUGAGCUGGACUGAGCCGGAACCGCGCGGCCGAGAGCUGCUCACCUUCAAUGUGGAACAGUCGAUUGCAGGCCAGAACCGCUGGCACUUGGCGAGCCUGGACGUGGUGGUCAGCUCUCCGCGGUUUGUGGCCGUGGAUCUCCAGAAGGAUGUGGCCUACGAGUUCCGCGUGCGUUCCGUAAAUAAGUAUGGCGUCAGCGACCCCUCUGAGCCCAGUGCACCCGUCACACUGGCUAAGGCUGAAGCUCCACCUGCGCCCCCUAGAGGUGUGCAGGCCACAAGGGACACUGACUCCUCAGUGCUGCUUCAGUGGGCAGAGCCCAAAGACACGCAGGGCGUUCUGGGAUAUUACCUGUACUACAGUGAGGCAGGCAAGAGCGACUGGAGGACCAUCAACAACAAGCCCGUCAAUGGGAACAGGUUUACGGUGCACGGUCUGAUGCACGGUAAGCAGUAUGAGUUCCUGGCCAAAUCUGUGGGCCGCGGCGGAAACAGCCUAUACUCAGAGGCGUCCGAGCCCAUCCUGGUGAAGGCCGCCAUAUAUGUCCCUGGUUCCCCCUCUGCGAUCGCGUUGCUACACUGUUCGGGCUCCGAGAUGCUGCUGAACUGGAGGGCCCCUGGCUACAAUGGAGGCUCGCCUGUGAUUGGCUACUACCUGGACAGCAGGAGCAAGGCACGCACCUGGAGAGAGGUCAACGUCAAGCCCAUUAAGGAGAGACUCUACAAGGUGUGUAACCUGGAGGAGGGUCAGUAUUACCAGUUCCAUGUGUUUGCUGCCAACGUGGUGGGCAUUGGGAAACCCUCCCAGCCCUCCGAGUUCUUCCUGUGCGAGGAGUGGACCAUGCCAGAGCCAGGCUGCCCCUAUGACCUCUUCUUCAGAGAGGUCAGGAGCUCCUCCCUGGUGCUCAUGUGGUCGCAGCCCGUGUACACCGGCCAAUCAGAGAUCAGCGGCUACCUGGUGCAGUACAGCGAGGGGGAGGAGUCUGAGGACUGGCAAACGGCCAAUGAGGACCCAACACCAGACACCCACUUAAAGGUGACUGGGUUGAAGGCAGGGUAUACGUACCGCCUGCGCGUCUUUGCUGUCAAUGAAGCCGGUGAGGGUAUGGAAUCCCUGCCCUCUGAGCCAGUCACAGCCCUGACCCAACCAGGCACCACGGAGGUGGAGAUUGGUGUGGAUUAUGACGGCUUCAUCUUCAUGGCCUUUGAGACGUGUGAGGAGAUGGGUAAGGGUAGCCAGUUUGUCUGGAGCAAGAACUACCGUGAAGCCAUCGACGCAGGCAGAGUCAGACUGGAGACCAAGGGCAACAGGUCUAUUCUGACCUUCAAUGAUGCCACUGAGGAGGACCUGGGCCUCUACACUGUGGUACUCAGUGACAACGACGAGGUGUCAUCGAGCUACGAGUUCACGGCAGAGGACUUGGAGCGUCUGAAGGAGUUGUCGUGGCACAUCCUGCAUCCCUUGAUCCAGUUGAAGACAGGUUGGACUGUGGAGGUAUCUGAGCAGGGUAACGUGCGCCUCUGGAUGCAGACUGAACCUCUUUCCAACGCCGCCGAGCUUCACCUCAUCCUCAACGACAGAGAGAUCUCCAGCACUCCGGCGCGUAAGAUUAACUUCGACAAGGCGAGUGGUCUGCUGGAGAUCCUAUUUGACCAGUUGACGAGGGAGGAUGAGGGAUCCUACACUGCACAGCUCCGGGACGGACGCGCCAAGAACCAGUUCACACUGGUGUUGGUGGACGAGAAGUUCCGCCAGACUUUGGCCAAGUCCCAGGCCAACAGGAGAGACUGGAAAAGGAAGGCAGGGCCGCACUUUGAGCAGUUCCUUUCAUGGGUCGUGACACCAGACUGUGAGCUGAUAAUGACAUGCAAGGUGACCAACCUCAAUAAGGACUCUGUGCUGGUGUGGUACAAGGAUGGUGUGGAACUCAAACAGGUUGUUACUGAAGCAUCCGGCCUCAGCACCCUAUUGAUACCUCAGGUGACUAAAGGGGAGGCGGGUCUGUAUCGCGCUGUGGUGUCCGACAGCAGGGGGGAGGAUGACAGUGAAUUGGAGCUGUUAAAUGAGGAGUUUGACCGCCUGAUGCAGCAUCUCAGUAGGGCCUGUGCCCUGAGUGCCAGUCCCAUGAGGAUCCAGUGCACUGCUGAGGGCUUCAAGCUCUACUGCUCCAUGAAGUACUACCUCAGCUACCUCAAGACCAGCUGGCACUUCAAGGAGCGGAGGAUUGACCUGGAUGAGCGUACCAAGCCUGGCUGCAGCAUGCUGAAGCUGUGGAUCGAGAUCAAGAACCCGACGGAGGCCGACAAGGGCAAAUACACCCUGGAGAUGCACGACGGCAUAGACAAACACACACGCCAAAUGGACCUCUCUGGACAAGCAUUUGCUGAUGCGCUGCUGGAGUACCAGAGACUUAAGCAAGUGGCAGUGGCAGAGAGAAACCGUGCCCGCGUCACCAAAGGCCUGCCUGACGUGGUGGCCAUUAUGGAGGAAAAGUCGCUGUGCCUCACCUGCUUCUGUGACGGCGAGCCAACCCCUGAGAUGUUCUGGCUGAAGAACGAUCGCGAGGUGACGACCAGGGACCAGUACCACAUCGCCAAGGAGCCCAAGUGCACCACGCUCACCAUCAACACGGUUGCCAUGGAGGACUCCGGCACCUACAGCAUCUUCGUGCGGAACCAGUACGGCAGUGAGACGGUCAACGUCACCGUGAGCAUCUACAGGCACGGGGACAAGCCACCUCCUGAGGCCGUGGAGCUGUAACGGGCGUCUUCAGGGAGAUACUGAGCUCCAUUGCAUGGAGAGGGGGGCCAGUGCAAUGGAGUUUCAAUGUGUCUAGGGGUAGACAUCUUGCUGCAGAGGCGAAAAUCCACAAGUUCAGAAAGUAAAAGUGCACUUAUUUGUUCCAGCCAGUUCACUAACCCAGCACAGGGUGUAUGAGGUAGUUAAUACGAGAGUUGCCCUGAACUGCAGAGCCCAGGUAGAAGGAAUACUUGUCAGGUCUUUCACUUUCUCAAUCUAGUUUGUCCGCGUCUCCUGGACUCUGAUGCAUAGGGUGGGGGAUCCGAUGCAUAUAGGGUACCCAUCACACAGUUUGCUAAUUUGGUAGUAGAUAACUAUUUUAGAUUUGGCACUUUAUGCUUUAUGCUGCAUCACUGCAUGUUUGAGUGUUUCAGAGCCCUGGCUGUUGAAGGCACCAACAACAGCAAAAACAAAGCAAAAAAAUGUAAUUAUGCAAAAAAACAAUAAAAUAUAUUAGAGUACGUACUAAUAUAUGUUAAAUUUUAAUUAAAUUACGUCCGCUGAUCUGACAAGAUAUCACAGUUAUAGUUACACUGCUAAGAUUAAAUUGCUCGAGAGACACCCACUAAAGCAGUACAUAUAGUCAUACCAGAAGGGGUUAAUAGAUUAAUGAAAUGAGUGGGGAAUUCCAAGAACACGUGAUUAUAUAUAAAUACGGUACAUCUGCAGUGUGCAAGAUGGUGAAAGGUCCACUUGCGUAGCCUAAUUGGGCUUGCGCUAAUUCAAAAGUCCAAUUAUCUGGUGAUUGAUAUUACAUUAUGCUCGCCAUGUCAGCCAUAUAUAUUUCCAGACCAUUAUGCAGGCCUGCGCUCUGACACGUGUGAAUGUUCCUCUGUAAUCUCCCAUACAGCACACACCAUAGGCUAACCCGCCUGUGAAAUUGAUCACUAAUUUUAUCACUCAUAUGGCUAUGGGUUGCUAUGUCACUGCUUCUCUUUUGUCUGCCACCAUUUUUUCUUUUCUUUUACGGUGUUAAUAAAGGGCUUUCACCAGA
Molecule: messenger RNA, 5688 nt
Organism: Engraulis encrasicolus (European anchovy)
Lineage: Eukaryota; Metazoa; Chordata; Actinopteri; Clupeiformes; Engraulidae
Gene: myom3
Product: myomesin 3
Exons: 37
Coding region: 384-4655 (1423 amino acids)
Molecular function (GO): protein binding
Source: RefSeq, a predicted model, not a curated record